UGAAGCCUCAUGACUGAAUCUCGCCCUCUAUUCUGUUACUCCUGUUUGUUUUUCUUCUUCCUCUUCUUUUCCUCUGCAAACUUCACACUCUCUCUCUCUCUCAACUGUUCGUUUGUUAAGAAGGAAACUUCUGGGUCCAAAAUGGAACAAUACCCAUCUGAUGAUAAGAAGGAGGUCAUAAAGGAUCAGCAAAGAGAAGGGUAUUGCAAGGAAGCCUGUGAAUUUGACACAUCAGAACGUUUUUCAGAUGAAAUAGUCCCACAUAUCCUCAACCUAUAUGGAUCCUGUGCCACACCUCAUGAUUUUGAAAUAUAUGCUCCAGAUGCAACCUUUGAAGAUCCACUUAUGUGUGCUCAUGGGAUAAAGCAGAUCAAAUCAGCAUUCUAUUCACUUUCCAAGGUCUUCAGUGAAUCCAAAAUUGUUGAAUACAGCAUCAAAGAAAAUGUCGUUUCACCAGGAAAAGGAGAGAUAUUAAUUGACAACAAGCAAUAUUACAAGUUUUUGGGAAGAGACAUUAAUAUGAUAUCACUCAUAAAGUUGUCUGUUGAAGAAAGGAAAAUCGUUCGCCAUGAAGAUUGUUGGGACAAGAAGCCUCUUUUGAAUAAAGAGACAGCUAAGAUGUCAUUGCUCGGCCGAAUCGUCGAAAUAUCUCGCAGGGGUUCAAUGAUGGCAACUCAUGCUAUGAUGAGGUUUGGAAAGGAUCCAACCGUGUAAAUCACUCCCAUGAACGAAAGAUUCAUGAAUGUUGUUGUGCAUGUGUGUGUGUGCAUUCUUACUUCAUUAGCCCCUAUAAGUUACUUUAAGAGAGCUGAAACCUGGAUUUUGACUCUGCCUGAGAUUCUUGUUUGUGGUUAGAUUUCUUUGUAAUAAUUAGCAUCUUCUGUAUGCACUUUUAACUCACAAACUCUACCGCAUAUAUUUUAUGAGCGACACAAUUUCAUAAUUUA
Cornus florida is the source of this 947-nucleotide messenger RNA. RefSeq lists its product as uncharacterized. Lineage: Eukaryota; Viridiplantae; Streptophyta; Magnoliopsida; Cornales; Cornaceae. The coding region runs from base 10 to 714 and encodes 234 amino acids. The transcript is spliced from 7 exons. The record is from RefSeq and is a predicted model, not a curated record.